Messenger RNA from Coprinopsis cinerea okayama7#130, 813 nucleotides. RefSeq lists its product as hypothetical. The transcript is spliced from 3 exons. The coding region runs from base 1 to 813 and encodes 270 amino acids. The record is from RefSeq and is a predicted model, not a curated record. NCBI's taxonomy places the organism in Eukaryota, Fungi, Basidiomycota, Agaricomycetes, Agaricales, Psathyrellaceae.
AUGAGCGUCCAUUCUUCAAGCCUCCAGUCCGAUCGUCAUCCAAGUACGGACGCGGAAAGCUUUUCAGAGAUCAAGAUGAGUGAAGAGUUCUACUUUGAGAGCAUCAUUUUCCAAGUGGAGAGUCAACUGUAUAAAGUUCCAAAACACCAUUUCCUGGUGGAAUCUCCGGUAUUCAGAGAUAUGCUGAGCCUGCCCAUUCCCGAAGGACAAGAGGUCGAAGGAUCAAGCAAAGAGCGCCCAAUCAUUCUCGAAGAGGUUAAGACAAUUGAGCUCCGAUCCUUGUUGAAGGUCAUGUUUCCCCCACCCUUCGUAAAGACGAGCUUGGGGGUUGAUGAGUGGGAGGGAGUCAUCAAACUCACCGAUAUGUGGGGUAUGGCCCGGAUGAAGGAACAUGCAGCGAGAGAAUUGGCAGCCUUGCUUUCAGAAGACCCCAUCUCCCGUGUCGUAUUCGGAAGGCGAUAUAAACUGAAAGACUGGCUUAUCCCUGCAUACAAUGAAUUAAUAUGGAGGGAAAAGCCCCUCGACCUUCGCGACCUCAAGAUGCUGGGCCCGGGGACAACUCUGCAGAUUUGUGCGCUACGAGAACGAAUCUGUCCAAAAGACUGCGUACAUUGCGGCAGCUCGUUGACCAAGGGUAGGCGGCAGGACCUGCUUCGGAGUCAUUAUACUGUACAAGCCUCUGACUUUGGGAUGUACUUCGAUGUGGAUGAGGGUCGAACCGGACAAACCCUUGCCGCUGUGGCCAACGACAUAGUGCCGCGAUUGGAACUCACGGAAUAUUAUAAUGGGAAAUGCCAUGUAUCCUUUGCAUAG